This is a messenger RNA of Eutrema salsugineum, 693 nucleotides long. RefSeq lists its product as uncharacterized. The record is from RefSeq and is a predicted model, not a curated record. Bases 1 to 693 code for a protein of 230 amino acids. Lineage: Eukaryota; Viridiplantae; Streptophyta; Magnoliopsida; Brassicales; Brassicaceae. The transcript has a single exon.
AUGCCAGCGUCGGUAACCGCAGGACUUCAGCCCGACAAGUUCGAUGGUUCGAACUUCAAGCAGUGGCAAGAAAGGAUGUAUUUCUUUCUGUCGUCAAUGCGGCUGAGCAAGUACCUCACAGAGGAUCCCCCAACAGUGCCAGACGGAAACAAAGAUGUUAUGAUUCUGGCUACCGUUGAAGCAUGGAAGCACUCAGACUUUCUAUGCAAAGGGCACAUCAAAAAUCGCCUGGUGGACCAGUUGUUCGAUGUGUACAGUGAGGUCAAAACUUCCAAAGAACUUUGGGAUGCUUUGGAAAAGAAGUACAAGUCGUACAAUGUCGGCUCUGCGAAAUUCGCUACAGCGAAACUCCUCAAGUUUGAGAUGGUGGAUUCUCGUCCCAUCAUGCCACAAGUGCACGAGCCGGAACUAAUCUUUCAAGAGAUUAGGACUGAAGGAAUGAAGCUAUGUGAGACAUUCACGGUGAACUGCUUCAUUGAGAAGUUACCUCCAAGUUGGGCAGACUUCCAGAACUAUCUUGCUUACAAGCAAAAGGCCCUGUCUCUGGCAAAUCUGAUCUCCAGAUUGCAGAAUGAGUCACUAAAACGUGACAAAGUUGGAAAAGAAGAUGGUCAGAUCAUGACCCAUGAUGCAAACGUGGCUGAGUACAGAAAAAAAAGGCAAAGGCAAACCAUCCAACAAGGCUGUGCCUAA